UAAUUAAUCAGCAUCUUGGCUUUCUAUAUGGAUCAGCUUUUGGCCUAGGGAUACUCUUUUCUUCCGUUACUGUGCCGCAAUCUUCACCAGUCAACCCUGUAUUUAAAUCUCAUACGAUUUUCUGCAAAGUAUGCUUUCCACACUGCCUUCACAAAUCACAAGACACAGAGCUCAAUCCGUGCCGAACACGCUCCAGCUGUUGACACUGGACUGCAUAUUCGUAUAUUAAUCUUGGAUAUUCCCCGUAUUUCCCGCUCGCGCCGGUAUUACAAUAGUAUUAUACGGUGUAUAUAUACACAGGUGUGCUGCUCAGGGACAGACACUCAGACAGGGUUGAGCUUUGUGCGCUGCGAAUGACGAGAAAGAUGGGUGGAUGCUACGCGCUCGCGGUUGUUUUGGCGGCGGUUCUCAAUGCCGCCGUUCUGUGCAGCGCCGGAACCACCAGCAGCUUUGUCCGGAAGGUGGAGAAAACUGUGGAUAUGCCGCUCGACAGUGAUGUCUUCCGCGUGCCGCCUGGAUAUAAUGCGCCUCAACAGGUUCAUAUCACACAAGGAGAUCAUGUGGGGAAAGGAAUGAUUGUGUCAUGGGUGACUGUGGAUGAACCGGGUUCGAGUAAAGUCCUGUACUGGAGUGAGAAUAGCAAACACAAGAAAGUGGCCAAAGGGAAUAUUAGAACCUAUAGAUACUUCAAUUAUACUUCUGGUUACAUUCACCACUGCACCAUUAGGAAUCUUGAGUACAACACCAAAUACUACUAUGAGGUUGGGAUUGGGAACACGACUCGAACCUUCUGGUUCACGACGCCUCCUGAAGUUGGGCCUGAUGUUCCUUAUACUUUUGGUCUUAUAGGGGAUCUUGGACAGAGUUUUGACUCAAACAGGACACUCACACAUUAUGAAAGAAAUCCAAGAAAGGGGCAAACAGUUUUGUUUGUUGGUGACCUUUCAUAUGCAGAUAAUUAUCCUAACCAUGAUAAUAGAAGAUGGGAUUCAUGGGGUAGAUUUGUUGAGAGAAGUACUGCAUAUCAACCCUGGAUUUGGACUGCAGGAAAUCACGAGAUUGAUUUUGCCCCGGAAAUUGGCGAAACUAAACCCUUUAAACCUUUUACUAAACGGUAUCAUGUUCCCUAUAAAGCAUCAGAUAGCACUGAAACGUUUUGGUAUUCAAUCAAGAGAGCUUCAGCAUAUAUCAUAGUUCUGUCGUCAUAUUCAGCAUAUGGAAAAUACACCCCUCAAUACAAAUGGCUUGAAGAGGAGCUGCCAAAAGUUAACAGGACCGAGACACCAUGGUUGAUUGUUCUUAUGCAUUCUCCAUGGUACAACAGCUAUAACUAUCACUAUAUGGAAGGAGAAACUAUGAGAGUAAUGUUUGAGCCGUGGUUCGUGCAGCACAAAGUCGACCUUGUUUUUGCUGGUCACGUUCAUGCUUAUGAACGCUCGGAGCGCAUAUCAAACGUGGCGUACAACAUUGUAAACGGGGAAUGCACUCCUGUCCGAGACCAAUCUGCCCCAGUAUACAUCACAAUUGGUGAUGGAGGAAAUCUUGAAGGCUUGGCCACCAACAUGACAGAACCACAGCCAGAAUACUCAGCUUUUCGCGAGGCGAGUUUUGGGCAUGCCACACUUGACAUUAAGAACAGAACCCACGCAUACUAUAGCUGGCAUCGCAAUCAAGAUGGAUAUGCUGUAGAAGCAGAUACAAUGUGGGUUUCCAACCGAUUUUGGCAUCCAGUUGAUGAUUCUACAACUACCAAAUUGUGAUUGCCACAAGCCACUUUUUUCACUUGUAUCUUUUUGUUUUCUCUGUAUUUUAGUGAACUCAUGCAGAUUAACUUUACAUCUGAAUCAAUAAUAGUUUGAAACGCCCUCAUUGGGCUUGUCAUGAGAAAA
Molecule: messenger RNA, 1889 nt
Organism: Ipomoea nil (Japanese morning glory)
Lineage: Eukaryota; Viridiplantae; Streptophyta; Magnoliopsida; Solanales; Convolvulaceae
Product: purple acid phosphatase 2
Exons: 8
Coding region: 354-1760 (468 amino acids)
Molecular function (GO): metal ion binding; acid phosphatase activity
Source: RefSeq, a predicted model, not a curated record